AGAUCUGGGCGGGGUCACCGAGGAGGAGGAGGCAAGCCAAGCGAUGGAAGAAGAAACGGAGGAGGACGAGAACCUGCCACCGGGGGAAGAGCAGGGGAUGCGGGACAGCCUGCUCGGGGGAACCCCGGAAGGGGUGUCGGUGCCCGCUCAGGUGCCCGGACAGGGCGAACGGGAGGACGAAGUGCGGGGCAGAGUGCCCGAGGGAGGGUUCGGCUGGGUGGUGGUUCUGGCGGCCACCUGGUGCAGCGGCUCCAUCUUCGGCAUCCAGAACUCAUUUGGGAUCUUGUAUGUCAUGCUGCAGAAGGAGAUGGAAGGCAGCAAGGAACAAGGAAUGGACUUCAAGACAGCUUGGGUCGGUUCUCUGGCCAUGGGUAUGAUCUUCUUCUGCUCUCCAGUAGUGAGCAUCUUCACAGACAGGCUGGGCUGCAGGAAGACUUCAUCAGGAGGAGCUGCACUGGCAUUCAUUGGAUUGUUAUGUAGCUCAUUCACCACAUCCCUGGGUGUUCGAUAUUUAACUUAUGGGAUACUCUUCGGAUGUGGAUCGUCAUUUGCGUUCCAGCCCUCCCUGGUCAUUCUCGGUCACUACUUCAAAAAGCGGCUCGGUCUUGCGAAUGGCAUUGUGGCUGGGGGUGGCUGUGUGUUCACAAUGUGCCUUCCUUUCUUGCUGAAGACCAUGGGACAUACUAUUGGCUUGGCACACACAUUUCAAGUGCUAAGUCUUUUUAUGUUCAUUCAGAUAUUCCUCUCUCUCACAUUCAAGCCCCUUUUACCUCCACCAGUUGAUUAUAACAAAGAGAUGGAGAAAGUGGCUGGAAGGAGUAAAGCUCAGCAAUGUCUCGCACAAAUCCGGAAAUAUUUCAACAUGCAAGUGUGGAAGAAGAAGACCUACAGAAUUUGGGCCUGUGGUAUUGCCACAACAGUUUUGGGAUAUUUUGUUCCUUAUGUCCACCUGAUAAAAUUUGUGGAGCAACGAUUUGCGGACAACAAAGGAACAUGGAUAAUCUUAGUUUGCAUUGGAGCAACAUCUGGCAUUGGUCGGCUUGCUUCUGGCAGAAUUGGGGACUGUAUUCCUGGGUUGAAGAAAAUUUACUUGCAGGUGGCCUCUUUUCUGCUACUCGGAAUUAUGUCCAUGAUGCUGCCCCUGUGCCAGAUGUUUGAGAGUGUCAUUGUAGUUUGCCUGUUCCUUGGCUUGUGUGAUGGAUUCCUCAUUAGCAUGAUGAGCCCUAUUGCAUUUGAGCUGGCAGGUCCAAUGCAAGCCUCCCAAGCUAUUGGUUAUGUCCUGGGACUCAUGUCCAUUCCAAUGACUGCUGGACCUCCAAUUGCAGGUUUGCUAUUUGAUCUACACGGUAGUUACGACAUGGCAUUUUAUCUUGCUGGCAUUCCUCCACUGGUUGGAGCUUUGAUUCUCUUGUCAGUUCCUCUUAUCCAUGAGAGAGACCUAAAGAAGGCACAACAACUGGAAGCUGGAAAGGAGAAGACACAGGAUAGUGUGGUGAAUGGAGAACUCCUGCCAGGGAACCCUAUGACUGAUGCUCAAGUUUAGACCUGCAGGACACUGUCCGCGGCAUAUGACAACAGUUUGUAGAAACAUGCACGCAGAUGGUCCCCAACACAAGAGAUUGAGAUAAGAGUGCUGUUUAAUAUAUUGCACGUGUCAAGUGUGAUUACCUGGAAAUGGCUUGCAAUAAUAUGCUAACGUUUUAGGGGACCAAUUAGUGCAUAUAACAAACAUUCUCCUAAAAUAGAUGAGCAUUUACAUUCGUACACGAGGAAGCAACAUAAGUGACAGAAAAUUAAUCUUUAUAAAGCCACUUCUGUCUUUUUAUUUGACCAAAUUAAGAAACCACCACUUUCUAGUAUGUCUAUUACUAUAGGAGUUUUCCAUUUCAACUCUCAGCUAAUCCUCUGUGUGAAUGAGCAAGUUGCCGUGUGGUUUGUUUCAGCAUUCCUUUGGUAAUUAUUCCAUACAGAUAUAAUCCAUCACAGUUUUUGUUUUCUAUAGCAAGACACUUUAAAGGUGGCAGAUGACUUUGUCACACUUGUGUCUGCUGUCAGAUGCAGUGUUACAUUUGCACUAUGUGAUUUUGCUAAUUAGUCUUGCGCUUUACUUAGAUGAGUACUCACAGUCUCCAAAGUGUAACAUCAGGCUAUGCAGAUCCAGCACUAAUUGAAAUACAGACUUUUAAAGGACAU
Molecule: messenger RNA, 2193 nt
Organism: Nanorana parkeri
Lineage: Eukaryota; Metazoa; Chordata; Amphibia; Anura; Dicroglossidae
Gene: SLC16A2
Product: solute carrier family 16 member 2
Exons: 6
Coding region: 44-1543 (499 amino acids)
Biological process (GO): transmembrane transport
Molecular function (GO): thyroid hormone transmembrane transporter activity; monocarboxylic acid transmembrane transporter activity
Source: RefSeq, a predicted model, not a curated record